AUGGUGAUCCGGCCGUACGGGUACGCGAUAUGGGAGGGGAUUCAAAAGUAUAUGGAUGCGAAGUUUAAGGCGACGGGGGUGCAGAACGCGUACUUUCCGCAGUUGAUACCGUAUUCGUUCAUAACGAAGGAGGCGUCGCACGUGGAGGGUUUCGCGCCGGAGUUGGCGUUGGUGACGCGAGGGGGAGGGAAGGAGUUGGAGGAGCCGCUGGUGGUGCGACCGACGAGUGAGACGAUUGUGAAUAAUAUGCUAUCGCAGUGGAUUCAGAGUUAUCGGGAUUUGCCGAUGCUGUUGAAUCAGUGGUGCAACGUGCACCGGUGGGAGAUGCGCACGCGGCCGUUCAUUCGCACGUUGGAGUUUCUUUGGCAAGAGGGUCACACCGCGCACGCGACGGCGGAGGAAGCGGAGGAGAGAGCUAUGCAGAUGAUUCGUGUUUACGCCGAAUUCGCCCAGACGCAGGCGGCGAUGCCGGUGAUUCCUGGGAGAAAGUCGCGCGUCGAAUCCUUCGCCGGGGCCAACGUGACGUACACCAUCGAGGCGAUGAUGGGAGAUAAAAAGGCGCUUCAAGCGGGAACAUCGCACAAUUUGGGCGAUAACUUCGCCAAGGCGUUCGACACUACGUUUUUAGACGACAAGGGCGAGACGCAGUACGUGCAUCAGAGCUCUUGGGGGGUCUCUACGCGCUUGAUUGGCGGUAUUCUCAUGACGCACGGCGACGAUUCCGGGUUAAUUUUGCCCCCGCGUUUGGCGCCGAUUCAAGUCGUCGUGGUGCCAAUUUGGAAGAAGGACGAAGAGAAGGAAGCGGUCAUGGCAUCUGUCGAUAGCAUCAUUUCUUCUCUCUCCAACGCGGGCGUUCGAACCCAUCUUGACGCGGAUCAAAGUAAGUCGCCGGGGUGGAAAUUCAACCAGUACGAAAUGAAGGGCGUGCCGAUUCGCAUUGAAGUCGGUCCGAAGGAUGUCGCGAAGGGUGCGUGCGUCGUCGCUCGUCGCGAUGUUCCGGGCAAGGAGGGUAAGGAGUUCGGCGUGAGUAUCGAGCCAGCCGCGCUCGAGACCAAGGUCAACGACGUGCUGAAUGACAUUCAAAACUCGAUGUUGCAAAAGGCGACCGAGUUUCGCGACGCCAACAUCGUCGACGUUAAAACUAUGGACGAAUUAAAGGCGACGAUUGAGGCGGGGAAGUGGGCGCGAUGCGGCUGGGAAGGUACCGACGAAGAAGAAAAAGCCAUCAAGGAGGAGACCGGGGCAACGAUUCGGUGCUUCCCGUUCGAUCAACCCGCGGGCGAGCACACGUGCUUGAUGUCGGGUAAGCCGGCGAAGGAGGUGUGUAUCUUUGCAAAAUCGUACUAA
Ostreococcus lucimarinus CCE9901 is the source of this 1347-nucleotide messenger RNA. RefSeq lists its product with no specific name. Gene Ontology annotation, molecular function: proline-tRNA ligase activity; ATP binding. Gene Ontology annotation, cellular component: aminoacyl-tRNA synthetase multienzyme complex; cytoplasm. The transcript has a single exon. NCBI's taxonomy places the organism in Eukaryota, Viridiplantae, Chlorophyta, Mamiellophyceae, Mamiellales, Bathycoccaceae. Bases 1 to 1347 code for a protein of 448 amino acids. Gene Ontology annotation, biological process: prolyl-tRNA aminoacylation. The record is from RefSeq and is a predicted model, not a curated record.